AUGGAAAUGUCCUCCGAGUCUGACGAGCCUCCCAGCUCGCCAUCCGCGGUGGCGCCAUCGCAGUCGGAAGAAAUCCGGCUGGAUCCGGACCAGCAGGCCGCCUACGACGCCGCUUGGCACGCCUUGACGCAAAGCCUAACGACCGAUUUGGAUCCUCCACCACCCACGGUUGUUUCACUGGAUGAUCCGAAUCGUGCGGAUCGGGACGCCGACGAAGAGGACGCUCCGCCCGUAGCCUUGGUCACUCCCAUGCGCGGUCAUCACGCACUCUUCCGAGCCCUCGAACGACUCGAAGGGAAUGACAAACGCGAAGAAACCCUGGUGACGCGGGCCCCUUUGACGAAUACUCUCACGAGCGUGGUUUUGCAGGAUUCGUACACGGACAGCGCGGCGGCGCUGGCGGCCUUGCAAGCGGCGGGUUCCAGUUUUCCGCGCAAGGUCUGUCAACAUCCGUUUCGGAAAAACGAUAUCGUCUGGGUCUGCCGGACCUGUCAAGCCGACGAAACUUGCGUUCUUUGUCACAACUGUUUUUCCCAGUCGAAUCAUGAAGGUCACGACGUUGCCUUUUAUCACGCUCAAGCCGGUGGUUGUUGCGAUUGCGGAGAUCCGGAUGCUUGGGACCCCGACGGGUUUUGUCCCCACCAUGGCCCCAACGCCGUAAACGCCAGUGAUGCGCGGCUGCCGGAAGGCUUCACGCAUCGGGUCCAAGGCGUCGUCCCCGCCGUCGUGGAUUGGAUGGUCCGGGACGUGGCAGCUGUGGGGGAAACCGGUUACGCCCGAUGUCACGCUCCAACACCCUUACGGCGUGCAAGCUCGGAUCACGAAGACCUGCCCCCAUCGUUACCGAGUUUGGCACAACGCUCCGCGUCCAUGCCGCUGGAACAGGAGCUCCAGUCGGUUGGGAUGGACAUUGAUGAGGAACUCUUUGCGGAGACCGCAGAAAACGAUGAAACGGCCGCCGACGACGAAGACCUCUUGUCGGAUCGGUUUCAUUCGGUGGUCGAUUCCUUGCGUAUGUACGGCCCUUCCAACUUCAAUCACCGCACUCACGUCUUUUCGCCGACGGCGGCGUCGAAAAGUGGGGCCGCGGCCGAUAGUCUCCGGCGCCACGAAGCCCGGGCCGAAGCUUUGGGGCGUAAAGGUGCUACGGGUGGUGGUUUGUUCCUGGUACUACACCACGAUGACGUUCACACUUCACAGUCUUGGCUAGACGCGUUACGUGAAUUUCUGGGAUCUACCAAUUAUUAUACGGACACUUUGUUGGGUAAACUCAUCAAAGCGUUGAAAACGUACGGGCAGCUGAUCGUUUGGGGGACGAUGGAAGUCGCCACGGAGGUGGGCUGGACUCAGGUGCAACUUUGGAUGGAUGGUGACAAGGUGGCAUCGACAAGAAUUGGGGCACUCUUGCUGGAGCAUGCGAGCCGCUUAACUCGGCACGGGGCAUUUUGUAGUAUUUUGACCCGUGAGGAGCUGUGGUUGGAGCAAAAGGCAGUUGGCGUCUUGCAGUGGUUGUCCAAACUCGCCGAAUCCUGUCACCCGUUUUGCAAUACUGUUGCGGCCUGCAUUUUACCCAACCGCCAUCUAGUGCCUCUGCUCGAGGCGGAUUUCAAAAUGAGUGCGCGGGUUAUGAAAGCUUGGUAUUCGCUUUUGCUGACUUUGCUGGCGGUCCCGACCUUCAAGUCGCACCUGGCAGCGGCGUAUUGCGAUACAUAUCGGAGCGUGACUGCCAAAUAUGCGCGUGGUAUGGGCGUCUUGGAACGCAGUGGCUACCAAUUGUCGGUGCAGUUCUUGAACCGUGUGCAGUACGUGGUGGAUCUCGUCCAGGGUCGGGACUUGCUGGGAAAGUUGGGCAAGACUCUACUGGACACCUUGCUGGUUGCUCGCCGACCUCGGAACCUAAACGGGCGACUCAAUCCGAAUCAUCAUGUUUUGGCUCAUCGCCGAUAUUCGCCGUGUAUUUCUGAUCUCAAGUGCGUACUGAAUGUCAAGGGGAUGCCGCGGCUCUUUGCAGCCAAAGGGGGCACCUUUUUGGGCGACUGGAUUGAAGUCUUGAGCAUUGCACAGUUUAUGGAUCCACAGAGUUGGAGGCACUGGACUUUCGGACACGUCGAAGAUGAAUCUCGUGGAUGGGUGGGUGCGUUUAAUGCUAGCAUUUCGCUUGGUAGUAUUUUUGAACGCUUGCUAAGCUGGGAAGAUGAAGAGCCGUCGCCGAUCACCGAUUCGACUUCCCCUCUUUCACGAAAUCUCAUGCCUUGUCUCGAGCUUACGUUUCACAUUCUGGUGGAGGGGGUAUCUCGGUGGCAGAAAUCGGAAGUCUUAUUUUACGAUUCAACUCCAAACUCUUCCGUAAUCGAAGUCCACAAACGAUGUCCCGCAAGUCUUCCCUUUUCGACCAUUGCAGCACAACGAGGGACAGCACUGGCAAUGAGGCAGCUUCCCAUUUCCCAAGUUACCCCUUUUAGCUUUCACUUGCCUUUGCACCGAUUCGUAGCUGGAUGUAUACGAGAGCUGUGCCUACGGCAUCCCAGAUUCGUGCGUCGCUUUGGCGCCGCAACGGGCCUGCCCUGGGCGAUCAAGUGUUGA
Messenger RNA from Phaeodactylum tricornutum CCAP 1055/1, 2583 nucleotides. RefSeq lists its product with no specific name. The transcript has 3 exons. The record is from RefSeq and is a predicted model, not a curated record. Gene Ontology annotation, molecular function: zinc ion binding; ubiquitin protein ligase activity. NCBI's taxonomy places the organism in Eukaryota, Bacillariophyta, Bacillariophyceae, Surirellales, Neidiaceae. Gene Ontology annotation, biological process: ubiquitin-dependent protein catabolic process via the N-end rule pathway; protein ubiquitination. Gene Ontology annotation, cellular component: cytoplasm; ubiquitin ligase complex. Bases 1 to 2583 code for a protein of 860 amino acids.